CGUUAACCUUGUAUUUUUUUAAGAAAAUGCAUUUAUCUAAGGAAAAGACACGUAAUUGUCUUGGAAAUGCCUUGAAAAAUAAUAUUCUAAAUUAUCACCAAAAAAACGCACAUGGGGAUAUACCCUGCAGAAAUAAGCUAAAAACCAAGAAAUUAGAGUUUAUUAUUCAUGAGACAUCUUUAGAAACCUUUUUGUCCGAGAUUAAUCUGUCAGAAACUGAGAGAAUAGAGGAGAAAAACAUUAAAAUAAUUGGAUGGAACCGGAGAAAAAAUAAUAUUCUAUCAAAAGAUGAAGAAAAAGAGUUGUUAGAAACUCAUCAGAAGUUAAAAUCAGACUUAAUCAUUCCGAGACGGCCAUACUGGGACUCUGAAACAACAGUAGAAGAUCUUGAAAGAAAUGAAAAAGAAGCGUUUUUAAAUUGGCGUAGAAAAUUGGCAUUUCUUGAAGAGAAAUAUAAUUUACAAUUGACGCCUUUUGAAAGAAAUCUGGAGGUUUGGAGGCAGUUAUGGAGAGUCAUUGAGAAAUGCGAUUUAAUUGUUCAAAUUGUUGAUGCAAGAAAUCCUUUAUUAUAUAAAUCUAGAGAUCUUGAAUUAUAUGUUGAAGAAAUGAAUAAAAAGAAUUUUUUAUUGAUAAAUAAGGCGGAUUUUUUAACAGAAAAACAAAGAAAAUGUUGGGCAGAUUAUUUUAAAAUGAAAGGGAUAUCUUAUACCUUCUUUUCAGCAAUAGCAAAAAAAGAUAAUAAGGAUGAAUAUAUUGAUAAAAAACAUAAAAAUUUGCUAAAAAAGGUAAUGAAUGAAAUAGAAGAGAUAUUCGACGAAAAAAAUUUAGAAAGUGAGGAGGAUUCUCUUGAUAAUAAAUUAAAAAUAGAAGAAAAUAAUCAUCUUGAAGAUGAAAGAAUAAGAAUAGUUUCAGUUGAUGAAUUGAAGGAUAUUUUUUUCAAGGAAUUACAGGUCUUAAAUGAUAAUAAUAAUAAUACAGAGCAUUUUGGGAAAUUUUAUGUAGGAUUAGUGGGAUAUCCAAAUGUAGGAAAAUCUUCAACAAUUAAUUCUAUGAUUAGCGAAAAAAAAGUAUCUGUUUCAUCUACUCCAGGAAAAACAAAACAUUUUCAGACAAUUCAUAUUACUGAUAAAAUAGUACUUUGUGAUUGCCCUGGACUAGUGUUUCCAAAUUUUACUACAACAAAGGCAGAACUUGUUUGUAAUGGAGUACUUUCAAUUGAUCAGCUUAAGGAUUAUAUAAGUCCAAUUGCUUUAAUCAUAAGUCGUAUUUCAAAAGAGGUUUUAGAAAUGAUUUAUGGAAUUUCUUUGCAAAUAAGAACUGUUGAUGAAGAUGGAAUAGGAAUUCUUUCAGCUGAAGAAUUCAUAGAAAAAUAUGCUUCUAGUCGUGGAAUUGAUAAAUGUAUAGCUUCUAGACAUAUUAUUAAGGAUUAUAUAAACGGGAAAUUAUUGUUUUGUACUCCUCCUCCGGAAAUUGAUCCAUACAUGUUUAAUCUUGAACAUUAUGAUACAUUUAAAUUAUCUGGAGACAAGUGCUUACAAACGAAAGAUUCUACUAAAAAUAGGGUGAUCAAUAGACCAUUACAGAAUAAUAAAAAACAAACAUAUUCCGAAGAUAAACAGUCUCUAUCUGCUAGAUUAUCAAAGUUUGAUCAAGAUUUUUUCUCUCAAAAUACAUUAUCUUUAAAUUCAAAUCAAAAAAUUGCAAAAGGUUUUUACUAUAAAAAACAUAUGGGACCCUUUACAACACAUUCUUUUGAGAAUCAUCAAAAUAAUAUUUUAAAUAAAUCUAAGAAACAUUUUAACGUAUAUAAACGAAAAAAAUUUCGCAUUCAAGGAAUAGACUAA
Messenger RNA from Pneumocystis carinii B80, 1844 nucleotides. RefSeq lists its product as hypothetical. The transcript is spliced from 8 exons. Lineage: Eukaryota; Fungi; Ascomycota; Pneumocystomycetes; Pneumocystales; Pneumocystaceae. Gene Ontology annotation, molecular function: GTP binding; GTPase activity. Bases 27 to 1844 code for a protein of 605 amino acids. The record is from RefSeq and is a predicted model, not a curated record. Gene Ontology annotation, biological process: ribosomal subunit export from nucleus. Gene Ontology annotation, cellular component: cytosol.